Messenger RNA from Clarias gariepinus (North African catfish), 409 nucleotides. Its product is annotated as small serum protein 2-like. The transcript is spliced from 4 exons. The coding region runs from base 83 to 409 and encodes 108 amino acids. NCBI's taxonomy places the organism in Eukaryota, Metazoa, Chordata, Actinopteri, Siluriformes, Clariidae. The record is from RefSeq and is a predicted model, not a curated record.
GCCCCCAGCCCUCUUCCUCAUCAACUUAUAAUGCAAUCUGUUGCUGGUUGUGGAUUUCGACCAUCUGAACUUGGUUAGAACGAUGUCCAUGCUGAGGAUGUCACUAUUUGUGAGUUUUGUCCUGUUUGCGCUUAUUCCUCUUAUCCACGCUACCUGCUGGUCAGAGAGACUGAGACUAGGUGUAAAUCACUGUAUUGAUAAAACAGAUAAAACCUGGCACCUGGUCGGAUCCACCUGGAGGAAUAGCGUCUGCGAAAAGUGCACAUGUAACACCUUCUCGAUGGACUGCUGUGAUGGAUUCCCAUCACAUGUGAGUAAAGGAUGCGUCAUUGCAUAUAAUUUCCGAACAUGUAAAUAUACAUUAACCAGCAUAGACCCAAGUGUUAAAUGUUAUGUUAAUGGAAAAUAA